Molecule: messenger RNA, 564 nt
Organism: Colletotrichum lupini
Lineage: Eukaryota; Fungi; Ascomycota; Sordariomycetes; Glomerellales; Glomerellaceae
Exons: 6
Coding region: 1-564 (187 amino acids)
Source: RefSeq, a predicted model, not a curated record
AUGUUACGCGUGCAAAGUGUAAGAAGUCUUUCUUUUGCCAUUUCGUCAAACCUGACAGCAAAGCACCAGGCACCACGGCAUCUGACUCACCCCUGUUCACGGCCCAUGGGCUGCCGACUGCGAAACGCAGACGUCUCUGUAUGGAACAGAGAGCAUGUUGCUGCCUACAAUGGGCGGUCCGCCCUAGAAGCGUUGAUCGAACGAAGAGGCCAAUUUUUGCGGGAGAUUUUGUUGUCAGGAUUCAGGCCGCCACAACUGGCCGUCUUGCUCAUUCGCCGAUCUGUUGAGCUUCUACCCAAAAGUCAGAACAACGGUGAGGUGAUUCAGUCAACCUACAGAGGCCUCACGAAGGAUUCUAGAACAGACCUAGACAACGCUAAAGUCGCGUCAACUCCUGCAGGCAGACGAGCACUGCCUACAGCCCCGAUUCUUUCGAGCAUUUCUGUUCGCUUCAAGCGAGACGGAGACGGGAAGCACCGAUCGCUUCGCGUCCAGUGUUUCCUUGCUGCUAACUUCGAGGCUCGCAACAAACAAGCUACAUUAUUGCGCAUUGUCUUCCAAUGA